Molecule: messenger RNA, 3780 nt
Organism: Closterium sp. NIES-65
Lineage: Eukaryota; Viridiplantae; Streptophyta; Zygnematophyceae; Desmidiales; Closteriaceae
Source: the annotation of a GenBank genome assembly
AUGGUGACGGGCGUGACGAACGACCGCCAUCACGUUACAGAAUGCACGGAGCUGUCACAUGGUGCGAUCAUGGGGUCGGACAAUGAUGGUGAUCAUCUGACUGCGGUUCGUGGUAGUCCCGCCGUGUGGGCGCGGCAGACAGAGUUAGACUGCAUUGAGAUGGUGAUGCUCGGCGGUCACUCACCAGCUGCACGAAUUCCACCUGCGGUCGCGGGUGCAGGAGCGCGGCGCGCUGUUCUCGAGGCGCCGUGGGUGCAUGAGGCGGUUAGCAGAAGGUCCAGAGAAGUUACAGUGCAGAAAGGAAGACACGAUGAUGAAGUAUCGGCCGCACAACUCACCGUCUCCGACAACGUGACAGGCACGCACGGGAACCGCUGGCCCACUCCACUUCCCGCCCACCCCGCGGACGCCGCAGCGACGGCAGGGCUGGAGGCUCUCGUUGAACGCUGCCAAUGGCGCCCGCAGCGACUGGAUCCGCCCUCCACCCGCGACGGCGGGGAGGCAACGGUGACCCUCAGCGAAGCGCGGCCGUAUGAUGCAGAGACAAGGCCUUACGCAGGAGUGGCUGGCGCCGCAAUUGAAAAGCGCAGCGCAGCUGCGAGCAAUGCUGGGGCGGCGGCGUUGGCCGAAUUCUCUGCCAAUAUGGCUGCAGCCGGUACUACCGCCCCGUCUCGAAUGCGCGAGACUUGCGGUGCGCCCCAGGCAGGUAGCGAUACGAUAUCAGCACACCGGCGGUUGAAUCUUGAAGCGCUGCAGUUGGAGGGAGAGCACGAUCUGAACGCCGGCCUGCCGCUUACUUGCUCGCAACAGCCAACCAACGAUUCGCCCGUAGCAACAACGGCGGGUGGGAGAGACGCCACUUCAGACGCGAUUGGACGAGCCGCGCAAGUUAUGGGCGAGGCCGGUUUGCAGCGGUGGUACGAGAAUCCUGGCGUGUGCACAUCCAUGGAGCAGCUGCCGGAGGACGGCGUGUGGAUCCCGCGGGGCACACGGCAUAUCAGGACCACCGCUACUAGCAAUUUGCACCUCACUGAUCGCUUUAUCCCAGCAAGCCCGAGAAGCCUCCCCGCCAUGUUGCUGUCCUCUCGUGCUGGUGCGGCACGUGGCGAUUUCUCUGUCCCGAGGGGCAGCACGAAGAGCAACAACAGCAGCAGCAGCAACAGCAGCUGCAGCAGCAACAGCACGAGCAAGCAGGACGGGGGACGGUUCGGCAGCCUACUUGGAGGCGCCCCUACAGCCGUGCACGCUGCUGUUUCCAAUCAAAGCACGCACUUGAACUUUCCUCCUGGCCUGCGUGAUCCUAAGAACGUGGGUGCAACGGUAGGGGCGGGUAGUUCAGUGAAUGCAGAUGAUGGCGGCGGUGGAGCAUGGGGUGACGGGCAGCUACGGGCAGUGCACGAAGCACGCACAGGUGUGGACGCCACGACAGUUGCGAUCGCCAGCAAUCUCGCACAUGAUAGAUUCGUCUUCGCUUCUCCACCAUCGCGUGCACAGCAUCCUGUGCCGCAGUGUAGUUUACCAGUUCCCUACACCAUCUUCACCACAAUGCCACAUGAGGACUCAUCCCAGCCUCUUACUGCCGCACGCACAGCUACAGCACAUCCCACGACACCCGCCGACGGCCCUAUCUUCAUACCUCCUCCGCCCCGCUCUCCGCGCCCCUCCUCUGCCCCCCCCACUGCUUCCCUCGCUCACUGCCCGCCCUCUCCCUCGGGCGCUGCAGGCGUGGGCAGUCCAACGGCCCGCUCCAGGCUGCGCUUCACCUCCCACUCCCUGCCACGCGCCAACUCCGGGGGAGGGGGCAGCACGAGUGUGCUCCACAGCACGCACAGCAGCAGUGGCAGCGACUUGGCGUCGUCCCACGUGCAUUCGCUCAGCCCCCCACUGCGUGCAUCUGUGCACGCGUCUCUAUCCUCUCUGCCGCGCGCGUCCCUUGACCACCACGCAGUCCCUGCUCUCUCACCUCGCCUGCAUGCUCGCUCACUCGCAGCCCCACGCCACCUGCGCAUCCCCCUGCUGUCGGCCUUGCCUCACAGAUUGGCCGUCCCAUGGCAUCCUCCCGCCUCUGCUCCUGCUCCUCCGCCUGCUGCUGCUCCUCCUGCUGUUGUCGCUGAUGCUGCUCUGGCGAAAGAAGUUCAGGAGGAGUUGCAGGAGGCCACUGGACAGCAAGCUCCUCCCAUCAACACUGCUGUUCCCCUCUCUCCCCUCUCAUUCCUCCCUGCUAUCCCUUAUGCCCACGCAUCCCCUCGCACUGCCUCGCACCAGCACCUGGAUCGAGUGGGCUGGAGUCGCAGAGGGCGGCAGCAGCAGCAGCAGGCGUGGCGGCCUCUCCCUCCGGAGAACUUCAUCCCGUGGGAGACCAUCUAUGGCCCGUAUACGCACACCUCCACGGGCCUCGCUGCUGCUGUUGCUGCCGCCAUCGCUGCCCCUUGCACAACUGCCACAACCUCCGCUGCUGCUGCUGCUGCUCCCACCGGUGCUGGUGGUGCUGCUGUUGGUGGUGCAGCCGCAGUUGGAUUUUCUGGUGGAGCAGCAGCAUGGGUCAACGCUAGUGGUGAAGGUCACGGUUUGGCAGGGACGGUGGCAGCAACACGUGUUGCUGCUGCCUAUCCAUUCCGCUACCCGUCAUCCACACGCCCUGCAGCAAACACGCCUGAGCCGCUGCACUCCCAUGCGAGGCACAUGGGCACACAGUCGCAACUAGUGAGAGCUAAGAGCGCAAGUGACUUCAGCAGCCCCUUGCUUGGGAGCGAAAGUCCUGAAGCUGUGGCAGCUGUGGGCGGCCUUCCAGUCACAUUCUCGCCUGGGUCGUGGGAUGGUGCAGCUGGUCGCCUUCACACCCAUAUUCACGCCACAACUGCACGCAUGGGUGGCACGCUGCUCUUCACUGGCAAUGCGUCCCUUCUUGCCAAGAGGCGCAGAAUGUCCCCUCAGCAAGGGGCACCAGCACCACCUGCAUCCUCUCUGCAACCCGCACGCAUGUUUCCCCGCCCACAGGAGCAUCCCAAUCCCCUGCCACUACCACCUGCUAUUGCUACAAAUUACCUUGUAGAAUCACACCCCCGGCAGCAGCAAAACUCUAGCGCGCUUGACUCGAGCAUUCACGCUGGUUCUCUGCCACGGCAAUCACCUGCUCAGCUGUCUCCCCACGCCACUGCAUUCCCGGGGAGAGUUUUUCAUCGCUCCUGCAGCACACCUGUUUUCUCCACUGCCGGCAAUCCCUCUGCUGCACCACCAUCCCCAUCGCUUCAUCCCUCGCCUCUCUGUGGCACCACUGCAGCAGCAGCAAGCCUUAGUGGCAGUGUUUCUGGCUCUGACGAGAAAUGUGUUGACCUCUGCGCGACUGCAGCGCCCUUCCAGGGCUUGCUAGGUGCAGGAUCAGGAGGGGAGAUGCAGCAGAGGGGGGACGUGUUUGUGCGGUCUGUAGAGUCAAGGGGGGCGCACACAGAGCACAGGGCGAGGGCCACUGUGGGGGGGCUCAGCAUGGAAAUGCGCAGAGGAGGGAGGGCAGGAGGCGGAGGAGCAGUGGAGGACGUUGUGGCACAGCUGGAGGACGAUGAGACGCGCACCCAGCUGUCCAUUCAUGAACAACUGGUGCGGAUCCAGAACGAGUCGAGCAGCAAUGGAGGCUCUACCAUGGUAGCUGUGGGCGUGCCUCAUGUGCAGGCAGCCAUGUCCAUGACCAUCAACCCUGAAGCAGCAGGGGUACGAAUCUCAGCAGGAGCCCAAACAGACAACACCUAUGGCAUUUUUGACCCUACUGACAACACGGCAAACUAG